This is a messenger RNA of Moneuplotes crassus, 1757 nucleotides long. The record is from the annotation of a GenBank genome assembly. Lineage: Eukaryota; Ciliophora; Spirotrichea; Euplotida; Euplotidae.
UGAAACUUAUUGCUAUUACAACGAUCCUUACGUAUCUUUUUUGGUUUGGGAACUGUGACCAAGGGAAGAAAGCAGAUUGGGCAAGAAAUUCUUACGAAAACUGGAAAAUACUUGAUGACAAAAAUGAGUCAUUAAAUAUAACAAGCUCUAACAUUCUUGCUUUCAGGGUUGAUGAAGCAAAAGAACAUUUGAUUGUCAUGUAUGAAAUUACGGAAGGUGUGCCAGAUGGGCCAGAUCAAAACUAUGUGUUGAUCCAAUACCGUAAAACCUCGUACAAAUUUGCUGAAAAUACUAGCUAUGAUAACUUCGAUGUCAAUGAAGUGAAAGGUAUGGCAUACUUUUACAGCGCUGCCAGAUUCCCAGAUGAUAAAUGUGAUCUCAGGAUAUACUGCAUCAACUAUACUGACACUACACAGAAGGAAAUUAAAGUUUAUAAUAUAACAGAUAUGGGACCCAAGUUAAUAGCACCUGUUUUGGAAGGUUGAAAGCGAUUGAUGAGACAAAUAAGGUAGUUUUUACAGCAAAGGAUACUGAUUUCAUGAAGUAUAUCUGCCUUUUCACCGAAGAAAAUACAGAAGGGAAUCUAACUGCUAAAAUUAAUUGUAUUAAGCUUAGAAAAGCAGCAUGGAGCGAGACCUUUAUUCCUUAUGGAAACAUUGUUAAAAAUACAAAAGUUCUAUUUUCAAAGAAGGCACAUGAUCAUAGGAUUACUAUGCAAGCCAUUGAUUUUGAUAAUGUAAAUGAAGUCUCUUUUUGGAUCGACACUCCAGAAUUUCUGGGUAUUAAUAUGACAAUCAGUGAUGGCCAUUAUUAUCAGUAUGGUGAAAGUGAUCAGGUUGGAUACUUUUACUUCUUUGCGUGCUUUGGACAAAGAUUAGUAUUAUAUAAAUUCUUUGCAUUUGAGAAUGCACUUCAUCUUGGAAACGAAACCUUCCAGAUGCAUUUGAGCGAUCCUCUGACUAAAAUAACCUUCAUCAAUACUAUAAAAGAUACAGUGUACUCAUUGUUUUCCUACAAACAGACUGAUGAAGUAACUGGUUUACCAGAAGAGGUAACCUAUCUAACCAGUUUUAAUAUUAAAGAGAACAGAACACUUGCUUAUAAAGUGAAAACAGAGAAGAAUCGAAUUCCUCUAUUUCUGAGUGGCAAACUAGUUCAUAUUGCAGUAAAGGAUUUAAGUAAACAAGCCACUGAGAAGGAAAUCUAUUACGUCAAGUCAACUGUUUUUCUUGAAAGUGCAAAUAUUGCGGUUGGGAUAGAAUUUAAACCAAGGGUCAUAUUUACUUGGCAAAAGGAUAAUAAUGUUACUCUCAAUGUUGAUUUGAAUAAUCCUUAUUUCGUAAUUGAUGAAUUUUCAGUCACUGGUAAGCAAAUACCUCCAAUCACGUUCACUUAUAUAAACACGAGUUAUGGACAAGUUAAUUUGACUAAAAAUCUGACUCUUAAGCCAGCCUACAUCUCAAUUCAAAAUGGGGAUACAUUUAGUGUCGAUGUUACUAGAGGUCUAAAUAUUUCGGAAAAUGUAAAGCUUUGAGAGAAAAAGUACAAACCGAAAAGAGAGAAGAAUUGAGACCAAUUUGAUUGAAAAUAUUAUAAGAAUAAAAAGACCAACAAUUUAAAAUGAUCAUCCAAAAUAAUCCUUGAGUCUCCAAAUGAUUUCAGAACAUACUUUGAUAAUGAAUUGGCAAAUGUUACAGAAUUAUUUUAGAAAAAUAUUGAUUCGCAAAAGUAUUAUCAGCCUGUGAUUAUUAAGCAGA